UUAGUGGGGAGAUUCCCGGGUGACUCUGUCAUUCGCUAGUAAGACGCCGGCGACAUGACAGCACAGCCACGCAGCGGGUCGUCCCACGUCCGCGGCCGCCAGCACGCCGGGGCACGGCCCAGGCGGCGCGGGCGCGGGGGCCACGCUCGCGCAGGCCUCGGCGCCGGGAGGCCCGGGCAGCGCCGCGGCCAGAAGGCGGCGCACCGGGGUGCCGCCCGCCAGGGCCAGUUACUGCGGCCGGUGUGGGCCACCGCGGCACGAGCCGCGAGUACCACGGCCCGCACGGACACCCUUCGGGGCGGGGCCUGGGUCCCGCCAGGAACGCCGAGAGGCACGCGGCCCCCGGCUCCCCGGACGGGCGCGGCCGGCGUCUUUCGGAGCCUGCGGGGCAACGGCAGGCGGGCCAGGGCUCGGGCCGCGACGGGGCCCCCCGACGGCCCGGCCCCAGGGCGCGCGGGGACGACACGCGUCUCUGAGAGUCACGGCGUGGGCCCACAAGCCGGGCGCGCAGCUAAGUCCGCGCUCGAGAAAGGCAACGAGCGGCUUCCGUCAGCCGGCCGCGGGGCGGAGACACCGCCGCGGCGCCCGCGACUGCCGGCCAGGAAGCGAGCCCCGCGCCGAGGGCUCCGCCGCAAGCCCUCCCUGUGGCCCACCCACCCCGGGGCCCCACGCCGCCAGAGGCCAAUCGGCCGCCAGAUGAGGGCACGUGCCUGGAAGGCAGCGCGUGAUUGGCGAGGCUCGGGCACGGCAGCGGCGCGCGGGGACCGUCGGGCCGGAGGGGCGGCGGCCAGCGGACGGAAGGGGUGGGGCCCGCGGAUGGGCGGGCCCUGCGCGCGCGGGCGUGCGCGUGCGCGCGCGCGCGGGCUGGCCUCGGGGCGGAGCCACACGCGUGGGGGCCGGCCCCGCUGUCGUCACCCGCCUCACGAUGGUCACCACCACCACCAGCACCGCGACCCUGUCGGAGCCGCGGCGGGCACUUCCGGGGGCCCUCGGGUGUCCGUUGGGUCUGUCAGCACGCACUGCCCCGAGCGCGUCGCGGCAGGCAGGAAGAGCACAUUUCAACCCUUUGGGAAAGAAGUGAGCCUCGUAGAUCAGUCGAUGUGUCCCGUCCCCAGCACUGUUCAUCGAGAGCCCAUCUGCUGUGAGUGCCAGGCCAAAUUCGGGGGCUGCCUGCCGGUGCCCAGGGUCAAGGCGGCGUUGCCUUACUGGGUUCCUUUGUCCUUGAGACCCCGAAAGCAGAUCCAAAAGAUGGUCCGGUUUCAUAUCCCCAAAACCUCCGAGGCAUGCCCCUGCCCAUGCCACCGCUUUGGGGGCCGCCUCCCGAUGCCUAGGGAUCAGGCCGUGAUGCCCUACUGGGUGCCCCAGGUCCUGAGGCCUCACAAGAAGGUGGUGAAAAAGCAGCAGAGUUGUAAAGGCAUCCAAGAACCCGCCCUGGACUUGCGCUCCUGGUACAACCGCUGGCGGAUCUGCUGUGACGGGCGCCUCCUCCUCAAGUGGCAGCAGCUCCAGGCCCUUCACCAGCAUGAGCCACUGGCCCCAGGGAGGGGAGUGAGCCCCCCGGCCCCCCUCCUGCCCUUCAGCCUCCUGACCCUCCUGCAGGCGGUCCUGAGGGUCGUGGUGGCCAUUCGAUUUUAUUUAUUUGUCAGAGAGACCACAAGCAAGAGGGAGCAGCAGGCAGAGGGAGAGGGAGAAGCAGACUCCCCACUGAGCAGGGAGCCCGAUGCGGGGCUCGAUCCCAGAACCCUGGGAUCAUGACCUGAGCUGAAGGCAGUCACUCAACCGACUGAACCACCCAGGUGCCCCUACCUAUGUUUUCUCAUAAGAGAUUUAUAGUUUACCUCAUACAUUUGGGGCUUUGAUCUAUUUUGAGUGAGUUUUGUAACUUUUAUAUAUGGUGUGAGGUACAUGCAUUUGAUGGUCUUUUGCAUGUGGAUAUCCAGUUGUUCCACAUAGCAUUCUUGAAAUGAUCAAAUUAUAGAAAUGGAGAACAGACUUGUGGCUGCCAGGGGCUUGGGGGUGUGUGGGGGGUGGGAAGGAAGUAGGUAUCAUCAUCCAAGGACAACAUGAGGCAUUCUGUGGUGAUGGAAACAUCCUAUAUCUUGACUUUAUUGAUGUUCUGGUUGUGAGAUUAUGCUACAGUUUUGCAAGAUGUUACCAAUUGGGGCAAACUGGAUGAGGAUAACGGGAUUUCUCUGUAUUAUUUCUUGUAAGUCAUUGUGAAUCCACGAUGAUCUCAAAAUAAAAGUUUAAUUAAAGUAGCACAGUUCGCUUUGGAAGAUUUUGAGAAUACAGAAGAGUACAGAGGAGAAAGUAGAAACCACUGAACCUUCCCCCACCCCCACCCCCGACCCCGACCCCGACCCCGAGUUGACCUCUGUUGCUACCCUGGCAGGAAGGAAUGGACGGAUUCCCACAGGAACCAGACUUGGGGGUAGGGAAUGUGUGAACUGGGGUGGCCACCUUAGAGACGGGAAGAAGACAGAGGUGGAGAUCUAGGCUUUGGAGGGCUGAGGAUGACGAGGCUGCCAUUGGGCCAGGGGCUGGCCCCGUGGGGCAUUUGAGUGGGUGGUCCUGGAGGGCCUCCAGGCUUCCCUUGGGGGCAUAGUGGUGUUCUCCUAGGGCCCAUCUCCACUGGCCUAAGGGUGACACUGAGCAUUGUUCAUUCACUCAGCAAAUAUUUAUCGGUGCGUACUGUGUGUCAGGCAUUGGCAGGGGUGAGCGUAAGACGUGCGCCUAGGCUGAUGGGAUACUGUAAUAUGGGGACAGUUGCGUAGUGAGUGAAGCACACGUGAGCGUGGGGCUGGGAGGGCAGGGGGUGCUCUUGACAUCCUGUUCACAGUCAUUCCCAUGUUGCCCCACGGACCCGCAGUUCCUGACUGGUGUUCUCUGGCUGGGGGAGCCAGUGCAGGCACAGACUGCAUGUGCUAGGGAGUGACGUCCCCGGGGGGAAGCCCUCAGCCAGUUGUGGCUGGGAGCUGUGGUUAAACAGCCAGCCUCCUCCCUGGAUGGGACAGCUCUGAGCUGUGUUCUGUACUGUCUCCUGGAGCUCCUUAGCAGGACUGAACCCCACUGUCCUCUGUGCUCACCUUGGUGAUGCCCCUUGUCCUGGCUGCUCACCUUCCCAGGCUCACUUCCCCAUUCCUUCACAGGCCUCCCUGGAUCACCUCUCAAUAAAGCACUUGCAGUUAAUCCUGGCCUCAGGCUCUGCUUUUCCCGGGGAAACUAAUAUAAGACAAGGCCUGUGGACCUGUCUUGAGGUCAGGGUAGGUUCCUGGGGGAAGGCGAGUCCUGUUGUCCUGGUGACGAAGGCUGACGACAGCGUGCAGCCGAGGUGCGCAAUGUGAGGGCCUGCCCAGGACAGUCCGGAGCAUUCUGUCUACAUAGGAAGCUUAUGCCUAGGAGGGGCAAUGACAGGAGGUGGAGUAGGGACCAGACUGCGGGAGGCCUUGGUGGUUUUUUAAAGAUCACAGCGCGUCACACUGUGUUUGGGAAAAGCACCGUGGCUGAAGCAAGUUGAAUGGAGGCCUGCCUGGAGGCUGCAGCAGAGACGCUGGGAUGGUGGCAGCGCUUUUGCUCCAGGUGGAGGGUAUGUGACCGCUUUGUUCCGAAAUCCCCAGACACAUUCCCGGGAUGACACGCUCCUCUGCGGUGGGCUGGCCCAGCCCCGGCACUCCCGCCUGUGUGUGUGUUGUCCUGAAGCUUGACAGGAGGAGCCACGAGAGGGCACUAAGAGCCUCUUGUCUGCAAACCGCUUAGAGAGGCUGGAGGAGCUAGGGAGGUCAGGAGGGGUGGGCCCAGCCUUGUGGGGCCCUCCCUUGACCUGCAGCCUCCCUCCCCUCCCGAUUGCUUUCUCCAGGAAAGGCUCUGAAAUCUGCGACCUUCCAGGCGGAAUGUGUUCCAAGGAGUUUAAGGAGUUUUGAGAAGGAUGCUCCUAUGGUCCUUGGCGCCUCACACUCAGUCAGGGAGCCUGGAGAAACUGCUCCCUCUGCCUCCCCCUCUCCCCUAGCCCCCUCUCUGCUGCCUCCCCCUCCCCGCUGCCUCCCCGUCUCUCCAGUACCCCUCUGCUGCCUGCCCCCUCCCUAAUGCCUCCCUCCUUCGCCCUCACUCCCAGCCCCCUACCUGUUGCCUCCCCCUCUCUUCUAGUCGCCCCUCUGCUGCCUCCCCCCUCCCUAAUGCCUCCCUCCUUUGCCCUCACUCCCAGCCCCCUCCCCGCUGCCUCCCCCUCUCUUCUAGUCCCCCUUCUGCUGCCUGCCCCCUCCCUAAUGCCCCCCGCCAGUCCCCUCCCCGCUGCCUCCCCCCUUUCUCCCGGCCCCCUCCCACCCCUCCCUCCAGCCCCCCUACUAGUCCCUCACCUCCCUACCACCCAGCUCGUUCUCUCUCCUCCUCUUCUCUUCCAUCUGUGUCUCGUACCACUCACUGAGCAGUUACCAUGCAGCCGAGCCCUGGCUAGUAGAACUUUCUGCAGUGAUAGCACGUUCUAGAUCUGCCCUGUUCAGUGCAGCGGCCCACAAGCCACAUGUGGCUAUUGAACACUUGAGGUAUGGUCACUGCAACUGAACUGUAGUUGAAUUUAAUUCACUUUAAAUAGCCAUGUGGGCCUAGCAGCUAGCAAUGUGGCCAGCAAAGAUGUGGCCCUUUGACCUGUCCUAAGGCUUCAUGGCCUUCUAGAAUGUUACUGAGCCUGGUUACAGCGUUUACUGUAGAUAUGCGGGUCUGCUUCUCACCUUCCUAAAUCUUGUUACUGCUCUGAGGGUAAGGGCAGCAGGCUCCCCGAGCCCCAUUUCCACCUCAGGUGCUUGGUAUCUCCCAGGCAUGCUGAAGGCUCGUGAUGGGCUGCCGGGUGGAGCGAGCACUCACCCCUGGCACAGGUGUACAGACCCAGACCCUGGGAGAGAGGUGAGCUGCUGCCCUGCCCAGGCCUCACGGAGCCAGGCCAGCUCCCAGGGACCUCCGUGGCCCGGAGGCUGUUCCAGACGGGAAUGGUGUCUCUGGUUUUUUGGGGAGAAGCCUGUCUGCUGUCUACCUGGAGACCAAGGACACCAAGCAGUCAGAGAAUCCGUCCUUUGAAAAAAAUCAUGCUGGGGAAUGUGGCCAAGCCACUGCCAUGAAUGAAAGCUGCCACAUCCAAGUGACAAUGAAACUGCAGAGCACCUCAGCGUUUAUCCAGAGGGACAUCUCCACCACCCCAUCCCCCCCCAGGCUCUGGCCUGCGUCCUCAUCCCUGUCCCAGACCUCGGUCCCAGCCUGGUGAUGGACGGUGGGGGAUGACAUGCCUUCCAGUACUGUAGGGGUGCGUGUAGAGUGGGGGGAGCCAGGGGACAAUGGGACGUGCCUAGGGCAAGGUCUCAGGAGGCAGGGACACUGAAAUGGAGAACAGAAGGAUGCAGCAAGCAGGGCAGAAUGAGCAGAAGGAAAAACAAUUCCUGGGAAAAUGUCUUGCUCUUUAGAAUGCAAAUGAAGUCCCCAAACUAUUGAUGAACAUUGGAUUUCUAAGAUGUGAAAGGAUCCCACAAGAGAAUCGCAACCUGAGGGAAAUCCCCUAAAUUCCCUUUCCAGAAAGGUCCUUUACAGCCAACUGAGAGCUGUUCCUUUGCUGUAAACCUGUUUCUCCUGGCUUCCAGAACAAUGGUCAGCAUCUUCCUGCUGGAAGCGCUUGCUGCGGUUGAUGAGUUUCUCCUAGCCCUGGAUGGAGCAGAACCUACGGGUUGUUUCGGGGGUGGGAUGACUGCUUUCCCAUCCAGUGAGUACGUGGCUGGUUCCGCAUGAGGAUGGUGGCCCCAGCUGUCAGCUUGCCCCCAGUGGACGGCCGCAUGGAGCAGCCGGGAGCUCUGGGCCGAGCAGCUAGCCAGGCGAUCCCAGAGGGUGAUGGUGCCGUAGCGCUCCCCAGCCGGGAACGGCAGCGUUCUGAAGGGAGCCGUUGUCCUGGUUCUCUCUUCAGCUGCAGAGUCCCCUCGACAGGUGGCCAUGGCGGGGGGUAGUGUUCGGGCUUUGGAAAACACCGACUGGAGAACUCACAUCCAGACUGUGGAGGGUUCCUUUACAGGGCGAGUGUUUCUGGUUGAGGGUGGUUGUGUUUUUUCCCCAAAGAACUCAGCAACAUAUCUACUUCCUUAUUCAUUUCUUACUCAGUAGCCGUCUCCCCUUCAAGUGUCCGAGAGAAGGACUUGGACAUCUUUGGGGGCCAGUGUUCUACUGACUGCAGCUCCCUUGAAGUCUUUUUUUUAUUUAAGAUUUUAUUCAUUUAUUUGACAGAGAGAGACACAGCGAGAGAGGGAACACAAGCAGGGGGAGUGGGAGAGGGAGAAGCAAGCUUCCCCGCUGAGCAGGGAGCACGACAUGGGGCUUGAUCCCAGGACCCUGGUAUCAUGACCUGAGCCGAAGGCAGAUGCUUAACGACUGAGCCACCCAGGUGCCCCCCCCGAAGCCUUGAAUAGCAUAUUAGUGUGUGUGGAUCCGGAAGGUUCUUACACUCCAAGGCAGGCUCUCAUCUGUGGCUGUACCUCUGAUGCGGGAGGCUAGGGGUGCAGACUUCUGCGCGGCCAUGCCCCUCUGCUUUACGCUCGGCUCUGGGACUGCAGAGACGUGAGUGUGACUGCUGGGGACGACUUGCCGUGUCAUCAGCCUAUUUUACAGAUGGGGCAGCUGAGCCUCGGAGAGGCUGGUAAGAGGCAGAGCCACGAUUCAGUAACUGAGCUGCACCACCCCCCAUUUGUGUCAGAUGUGCAACAACCUGCUGGGUGAGAUCCGACUCACGUGCGAAAUGUCUAGCUCAGAGAGGUGUAGUAACUUGUUCUGGGCCCCACAGCUGUAAGUGGCAGAGCUGGGAUUCAAAACUGCGUUUUCUGACCCCGGUUCCCCUAACAUGGCCACGUGGGUCCUAGUUCCUGGAAGUCCCUAUGUGUGAACUUUGCUGCUAGUAUUAACUUGUUUCCCACAGCCUGGCCAUCUAAGGGCACUGUGCUGGGCUCUUGCUGGACAGCUGUGAGGGAUCUCCACCCGUACAGCCCUGGCCUGGGGCGUGUCUCCACUGCAGGACUCAGGGCGUGCUGCAGGCACCUGAUAAUGCUUGCUGGGAUCAUCCCUCUCUACCAGCUGGACCAGGUUUACCAAGUCAGCACCUUGUAUGCCUGGUGCUUAACACAGAGCUUGGCACACCCGAGGUACCCCGUAGCUGUCGUGUUGGAUGAAUGAGUAAGUUCAUGAAUUACAGAGCUCCAGCGAUGCACCAGGACACAUCACACUCUUGUCUGGAAAUGACCUGCUGAUGGGGCCAGGUGCCCAAGAGCCGGGUGCUUGUGUGGCCUUGGGAGGUCAGCUUGCAUCUGAAGGACUGGGGACGGGUCUUAUGGGGGCCUGGUGUCCUGCCUGCCCACAUAACCCCACCCUGCACCUGCUCCAGCCUCCUGUCUGGCUUCCUGGGACCUAUGGGCCCACCUGGGAUUGCCUGGGAGAAGGUGAGAGCCCUAGUGGCUCUGCCAGGCUGCUGUGGCUGGGUGGAGCCCCCGCUGUCUGCCCAGCCCAGCCCUGCCCUAGUCCUGGGUGGGCUCCCUGCCCAGCUCCACCCUCAGGGAGCUCUCUGGUUACCCCGGUGCUGAGACCUAGGGGCUGGCAGGGGCUGUGGGGACACCUAGUCCAGCCACCUCAUUCAUAGGUAGGGAUGCUGAGACCCAGAGAGGGUAGUGCCAUGUCCAAAGCCACGCCACAAGCUGGUGGCAGACGCAGGACUUGAACUUAGCUCUCUCGCAUCCCAUUCAGGUCACCUCCCUCUCAAGAAUCUCCCCGCUUCCAGGUGUCUCCAAUUCACUUCUCCUCUAGGGGAGCUCCCUGGGGGACAUAGUGCCCCAGAUCCACUGGGUUUUGUUUCACGUGGGGUCGGUCCUGUGGCUGGGGCCCUGCGGCCACACGGAAGCCACGUGGGCCCUUGAGGAGAGAGCUUGGCCGUCAGUGAGGCGUGUCGGCCACGGCUGGGGCUCAGGGUCCUCCUGGGUUUUCCUGCUGUCCUGGCAGCUCUCGCUUGGUGCACAGUGGGUGCUCCAUAAGCCCUUGUUGAUUUGGGGGAGCCACUGUUUUUUCUGCCGGAUGCCCCACUGGGGGGUCUGGGGCCACAGGAGUGAUGGGGAACUGCCUGCUUUCACUUUGGCCAUUUCCAAGAGAGCAGCCCUGUUGGAGGGCACCGUUUUUAUGUUAAAACAACAAACCUCAGGGUUGAUCCAUGAGCAGUGGAAGGUGGUGGCAUUCUGGAGGAGGCGAAGGCUGGCGUUCCAGAGUUUGGGGAAUUUUGUUGUCUCAGCACCAGCCGAGCAAGUGUAUCCUUUCCAGACAUCCCACAUUUGAAGGGGGGAAAUUCCAGAAUUUGCAGCACACACGCUCCCUGUUCCCAGGUAGGGAGCAGGGGGUGGGCCGGUAGCCAGAGGCCUCCUCUGAGCUGCCUGGGUUUGCCCCUCACUGGCCGACAGCGUGGGCUUUGUGGGGGGUCCAGGUAUCUGAGCUCCAGGGUGCCUUGCCAGGUUGGGCAGGUUGUCUCUAGGGUGCAAAUCCUAUCCUCUGACCUGCGUGUGCUUCACUGGCUGACCCCUCCUCCCACUCCCAGCAAGCAUGCUCCCUCCCUCCUCUCUCUCCCUCCCACCCUUCCCUCUCUCCUUCCCUUCCUCCCUUCCUCUCUCCUUUCUUCCUUCGAGAAACCAUUUUAUGUAUAAAAACAGGCAUAGGAGUCUGAAAAUGUAUCAGAAGUGAGGAUUUUUUAAACAUAAACACAGUGCCUCAUUGCUGUUUUUUGUUGUGUUUCCUGAUCUAGAGGCCUAACGGAUUGAGGUAUAUUAUUUUUUGCAAGAUUGCUUCUGAGGCCAGGCUGUGUGCUCCCUGUGGCAUCGUGUCAGGAGACUCCUGGUGCUCGUGGUCCCACUCGUCACAUGCUACGACUGGUCGGCCAGGAAGCCCAGAGGGGCCAGCCUGAUGCAGCAAAGCCCCACCUGGGAGCUUUAGCAUCCCUUGACAAUCAAGGACUAGAUCUGUUAUUUCAUCAGGGGAGGAGUUUGCUAUAUAUGGGUUUAGAAAUUAUUAACUUACAUACACUUUUGUCCCUGGGACCUCAGUUAAUGCUUACAAUUCUCACAUUUAAUUAUUGAAAGCUAAGAUUAUUGUUAUCCUCUUUUUUGCAGAAAAGGAAACCACUCCCCAGAGAGGUUCUGUUGUGACUGCACAGGGCCACACAUGGCCACAUGGGUCAGAAGUGGCCCCAUGGGACCACCUGGGACCAGGAUCUGCUCCAGGGCCUUGUUUUGUCUCAUUUCAUUUCUUUCUUUUUUUAAACAACUUUUUUUUAAAUUAAUUUUUUAUUAAAUUUGUUUUUUGGA
Mirounga angustirostris (Northern elephant seal) is the source of this 9353-nucleotide messenger RNA. RefSeq names its product chromosome unknown C16orf95 homolog (gene CUNH16orf95). Bases 55 to 1755 code for a protein of 566 amino acids. The transcript has 7 exons. The record is from RefSeq and is a predicted model, not a curated record. Lineage: Eukaryota; Metazoa; Chordata; Mammalia; Carnivora; Phocidae.